Messenger RNA from Poecilia latipinna (sailfin molly), 921 nucleotides. Its product is annotated as tensin-2-like. The record is from RefSeq and is a predicted model, not a curated record. The transcript has 3 exons. Bases 589 to 906 code for a protein of 105 amino acids. NCBI's taxonomy places the organism in Eukaryota, Metazoa, Chordata, Actinopteri, Cyprinodontiformes, Poeciliidae.
AUACCAACAAUGUGUUGUUGCUGGGGCUAAGGAGUGACUGCCUGUAUCUGGGAGCAGGAAACGGAGGGGAGCUGAGGAGGAGAGAUGGGUGGGGAGGUAAGAACAGAGAAGUAAUUGUAUAUGUAAGAGUGAGGCAACCGUAGCAGAAGGGGCAGACGCAGGAGGAGAGCGAGACGGAGGGGGGAAAAGGAGAGACGCAUGUUGUCUUCGGGAUGGGGGCACCGGGAAAGGAGACGGAGAUGAAGGAAGCGCAGGAUGAGGACAUGAAUCUGAGUUUUGAUGCUUUGAAAGAGGAACCAGGGAUGUAGGGAGAAAAGGAGGGGGCCAAUCAACAAAAGUCGUGUUUUACAAUACAAAGUUGGGGGAUUCUUGAGGUAGCAAGCAGCGAGGUGUUUUUAAAAGAGCGUGUUUUGAUAAAAGUUGUAGAGAAGGGCAGAGAAAGUGUAUACUUCAGAACGAGAGCCAGGAAAAGGGGAAGGGCCUCGGUCUCCUCCUCUCCAGCUGACAAAAACAGCUGCCCAGGAGAACGGAGGUGGAGAAGACGACUCACAGGGUGAACGGACGGAGAGAAGAGACCCGACCACCUAUAUGGGUUGUGUCCUGAGCUCAGAUUGGUGUGGGGAAGGAGAGGUGCAACCGGUGCCGGUGGUCCAAAGUUCGUCUCUGAAGAGAAGGAGUCUGGAGAGGAGUGACAGCAGUAGGAUGAGGCUCGCUAAGGCAGUGAAGGGAGAGCCCCAUGUCUUCAAGGAAAAGACGUUCAAGAAGAAACGGCAGUGCAGCGUGUGUCGACAGAACAUCGACAACGUGGGCUCCUUCUGCAGAGUAUGCAAGACAGGCACCCACAGGAAGUGUGAGGGCAAGGUAAGAGUCAUCCACAAAGACUUUGCAAAAUGGUUGAAGAUUUAAAUGUCAGUGAGUAAA